AUGACGUUAUUUCCCUGCUAUUCUUCCUAUCUUUCUUCUAAUAUAUGUGUUAAGGUGUUAACCAUCUCCCCGACUGUAGGCUUUAAUAUUAAAACCUUAGUAUGGGGCUCAUAUAAAUUAAAUAUAUGGGAUAUUGGAGGACAAAAGAUUUUGAGAGGUUACUGGAGGAAUUAUUUUGAGUGUACAGAUGCAAUAGUAUGGACAGUUGAUCUAACCGAUUGUAUGAGGGUUAAAGAAUGCAGUGAGGCGUUAAAAAUGCUAUUAAAAGAGGAUAGACUUUUGGGUACGAGUUUAUUAAUACUUGGUAAUAAAUGUGAGGUAGAAUCGAGGAUGAAUAUAGAGGAAUUGAGGAAGUUGAAUAAUGAAAAAAUUGAGAGCCUUGAAUUGGAAGAUAUUAAGUCGCAUAGUUAUAAUAUUUUUGAAGUGUCAGGACUUUUAGGAACAAAGUUGUAUGAAGCGUUUAAAUGGUUGAUAGAAGAUAUAGAAAAAAAGAAAUAUGGAAGGGGAUAA
Molecule: messenger RNA, 510 nt
Organism: Pneumocystis carinii B80
Lineage: Eukaryota; Fungi; Ascomycota; Pneumocystomycetes; Pneumocystales; Pneumocystaceae
Exons: 4
Coding region: 1-510 (169 amino acids)
Biological process (GO): protein folding
Cellular component (GO): cytoplasm; microtubule cytoskeleton
Molecular function (GO): GTPase activity; GTP binding
Source: RefSeq, a predicted model, not a curated record